This is a messenger RNA of Geodia barretti, 1593 nucleotides long. Lineage: Eukaryota; Metazoa; Porifera; Demospongiae; Tetractinellida; Geodiidae. The record is from the annotation of a GenBank genome assembly.
AUGCCUCUUGAUGAAGGUUCUGGAACCGCAACGCAAGACCUAUCCGCAAACGGUUUUGAAGGUGAAGUGAUGGGCGGUGCGACAUGGAUUGACGGACAGUUCGGGAAGGCACUCCAAUUUGCGGCUGCCGCAGAUCAUGUCGUCGUUGAAGACGAUACCGCCUUUCAUAUUGAAGGCGCGAUCACACAAGCCGCCUGGGUGCAGUUGGACAAACUGCCAAGCGCACACGCCAUCAUCUGCGGCACUCGGGCGAGUGGUGCAACUCGGCAUAUCGGUUUCGGUUUCGGUAUGAAUCCAGCGAACGGUAUCAAAAUCUGGACCAACGGUGCAGCCGGUGGAUUCAAGGACAUCAACGAUAACGAAACAGCAUUAGAGACAGGCAAAUGGUAUUAUCUCGCCUAUACCCAUACAGACGAUAGCAACGGCUUAGUAGAGAUCUACUUGGAUGGCGAGGUAACGCACUCGGAGGAAUCGGGAAAUCCUGUUGCUCCUGCUGCAAAUACGAGUGCGGUGACUAUCGGCACUUGGGGCGGUGAAGCGUGGACAGGGAGCGUUGAUGAGGUUCGGCUCUGGAAUCGCGCCCUCUCAGCAGACGAGAUUAAAGCGAGCAUGAACCAAGACGCCGAAUCAUUCCUGACCCCGGUAGAGCCUCAAGGCAAACUCGCCACGUCCUGGGCGAACAUUAAGUCGAACAGUGCUUUGUGCCAACCGCACCCACCGGUGACUAUUGCCUUUGCUUCGGACGUGAGCGGUGAUUGGGAAAUCUACCUGACAGAUACAACCGGCAAACGCCCGGUGAAUCUUACACACAAUCCGGCUGCGGAUUAUUAUCCGACGUGGGCACCUGAUGGAGCUCAGAUCGCUUUCUUCUCUCGGCGCGAUGGGAAUCAUGAAAUUUAUGUGAUGCAGGCUGAUGGAACCAAUCAGCGACGCUUAACACAUCACCCGGCGACAGAUAAGGCUCCUGCAUGGGCACCCGAUGGUAAGCGUCUUGCUUUCACGUCAAAUCGCGAUGGGCAUUUCAACAUUUACCUGCUCCAUCUCGAUAACGGCGAGGUGACCCACCUCACCGAUAAUCCAUUUCAAGAUGAAGUCCCUUCGUGGGCACCCGAUGGAAAUACCUUAGUUUUCCACUCAAAACGGGAACUUAACUGGGAUAUUUACGUGAUUGAUGUAGACAGUCGGGUGGAACAGCGGUUGACACAUCAACCACUGAUGGACAUCUAUCCGGCUUGGUCACCUGACGGCACACAGAUUGUAUAUGCCGCCAUGCACCGAGAGGUAGAACUCGCCGAUUUCGACUUGUACAUUAUGGAUGCCAUUGAUGGUGGGAACAAACAAGCACUCACCGACACGCCAACUGAUGAAGCAGUUCCUGCUUGGUCCCCUAAUGGCAAAACACUUGCUUUUCAAUUUGAGAAGGACGGCAGAUGGGUUAUCCACCUGAUGCAUGCCGAUGGGAGUGAACGGCGUGAAUUGAUUGACAACGGGGCAUGGGCAGCACAACCGAAAUGGUUCAGCAACUCGGAUGUCCUGCCUAUAGAACCGUCAACAUUACAGAUUCAGCAAUGGGGCAAAAUUCGAGUCCCAUAG